Molecule: messenger RNA, 2025 nt
Organism: Ricinus communis (castor bean)
Lineage: Eukaryota; Viridiplantae; Streptophyta; Magnoliopsida; Malpighiales; Euphorbiaceae
Product: L-type lectin-domain containing receptor kinase IX.1
Exons: 1
Coding region: 1-1902 (633 amino acids)
Biological process (GO): protein phosphorylation
Cellular component (GO): plasma membrane
Molecular function (GO): ATP binding; protein kinase activity; carbohydrate binding
Source: RefSeq, a predicted model, not a curated record
AUGAGCAUUCCCUGCAUUCUUUUCUGCAUUCUCAUCCAUUUCCUGUUUUCCGAUUCUGAUGCAGUUUCCUUCAGUAUAUCUCAUUUCGACCCUGGUGCUAGCAAUAUUCUUUAUGAAGGAGAUGCCAUACCAUCCAAUGGAGCUAUUGAACUCAUCAAUCUGGUGGAUUAUACUUGUCGUGUUGGCCGUGCUACAUAUGCAGAGCGGGUGCCCUUAUGGGACCCCUCUACUGGAAUACUAACGGACUUCACGACCCGAUUUUCAUUCACCAUUGACACUCUCAAUGCUAAUAAUAAUUCUUAUGGCCAUGGCCUUGCUUUUUUCCUUGGUCCUGUGGGCUAUCAAAUUCCACCAAAUUCAGAUAAUGCAUACCUGGGCUUGGUGAACACCAGUGCUAAGGUGGCCAUGUCGAAAAUGCCAGUAGUCUUUGUUGAAUUUGAUUCCUUUGUAAACAAGGAAUGGGAUCCACCAAUGCAGCAUGUUGGGAUCAAUAGUAACUCCAUUUACUCUGCUCUCUAUGCAAGUUGGGAUGCAGGCUCAUAUAGUGGGAAGACUGCUAAUGUUUUGAUAGCUUACAAUGCUACUACCAAGAAUUUAAGUGUUUUCUGGACUUAUGAGGAAAAUCCUGUUUUCUUGAGCAACUCUUCUCUUUCUUAUCAUAUUGAUCUGAUGCAAGUUCUUCCCCCAUGGAUCACAGUUGGAUUCUCAGCAGCCACGGGCCAGUUCACUGAGCGAAACACCAUUAACUCAUGGGAGUUCACGUCAAGUUUGGUUCCAGUCCCAGAAGAUCAGAUACGAAAGAAAAAACUAAAAUUGAAGCCAUAUUGGAUAGCGGUCAUUGUAGUAGGCUGCAUUCUUUUAGCACUUGGAGUUGUGGCUUGCUUGUUUGUAAGGAACAGAAGAUUUAUAAAAGAGAAGCUAAAAGGCCGCCCUGCUGGUGCUUCUGUAAAUACUGCUCUGGAAAGAGGAGCUUUGCCAAAAAGAUUUUCAUAUGAAGUUCUUGCAAAGGCUACCAACGGCUUUGCUAGCGAUAGGAAGUUAGGUGAAGGAGGAUCUGGCCGUGUUUAUAAAGGAGCCUUGAGUGAUUUAUGCUGCCUCGUUGCUGUCAAGAAAGUUUUUGCCGAGUCAGAGAGUCUUUUCAUCAAUGAAGUAGAGGUUAUAAGCACUUUAAGGCACCGAAACCUGGUGCAAUUCCUGGGAUGGUGUCAUGAGCGAGGUGAAUUCUUACUUGUUUAUGAAUAUAUGGACAAUGGUAGCCUGUAUGACCAUCUUUUUGGUAGUAAAAGACCCCUCGAAUGGAAUUUACGCUACAAUACAAUGUUGGCCUUGGCCUCAGCUCUUAAAUAUCUUCAUGAAGAUGCAGAGGAAUGCAUUCUUCACAGGGAUAUCAAACCAGAAAAUAUAGUGUUACGUUCAGAUUUCACAGCCAAAGUUUGUGAUUUUGGGAUCGCAAAGCUCGUGGACACACAGUUGAAAACUGAAAGAACUGUUCCAGUGGGCACUCCUGGCUAUCUGGCUCCUGAAUACCAGAAAUAUGGGCGGGCGAGUAAAGAGUCAGAUAUGUUUAGCUUUGGGGUUGUGGCUUUGGAAAUUGCCAGUGGGAAGAGGAACCACAAAAAAGGUGCAACUUCGCAGUUAGUAACUGAGAUUUGGACACUCUAUAAACAAGAAAAAAUUCUUGAUGCAGCUGACAAGAGAUUAAAGAACUUCGACAGUAAAGAAAUGGAAUGCUUGAUGAUUGUGGGUUUAUGGUGCACGCACCCAACUGACAAGGAAAGGCCUUCUGCUCGACGAGUAAUUCAAUAUCUUAAUUUUGAAGCAGAACUGCCGAAGCUUCCAUCAAUGAUGCAUGACCCUGUGUUCCCUUACAACUCAGAUGUAGAUGGCAGUAAUACUCGAUGAUUACGAAAGGAGACUGCUUCCUUCCUCUAUCUUUAGAUGAAUACUACUCUUUGUUUUUAUUGUGAUAAAAUGCAAUGAUUUCAGCAUCCAGUGAGAGCUAUUUCAUUGUUAUAGCUGCCUGUU